AGGUUCCCCUCGGAGGCCUGGGGCCCGCCAGCCUCCGUCCGUCCUGCCCCGGCCGGCGCGGCCGUCCGCCGUCAUGGACCUGCACCUGCACCGAGCGGAUUACUUACAGGUGGGGGUGACCUCUCAGAAGACCAUGAAGCUGCUUCCUGCCGCCAGACAUGGAGCUACACAAAAGGUGGUUGUUGGAGAUCAUGAUGGGGUAGUUUUGUGCUUCGGCAUGAAGAAAGGAGAAGCAGUGGCAGUGUUCAAGACUUUACCAGGGCAGAAGGUUGCCAGACUGGAGCUAGGAGGCCUUCUUAACAUGCCCCAGGAGAAAAUUUUUAUCGCUGCAGGAUCUGAGAUUCGAGGUUUCACAAAAAGAGGGAAACAGUUCCUCUCUUUUGAAACAAACCUUACUGAAAGCAUUAAAGCUAUGCACAUAUCCGGCUCAGACCUCUUCCUCAGUGCGAGCUACAUCUAUAACCAUUAUUGCGACUGCAAAGACCAGCACUAUUACCUCUCCGGGGACAAAAUCAAUGAUGUCAUCUGCCUUCCAGCGGAAAGGGUACCUCGUGUUACACCGGUACUGGCCUGCCAGGACAGACUUCUCAGGGUCUUACAGGGAUCGGACGUGGUCUACGAAAUCGAAGUUCCUGGCCCACCCACUGUCUUAGCACUGCACAACGGGAACGGCGGUGACUCUGGAGAAGACCUUGUGUUUGGAACGUCAGAUGGAAAACUUGGGCUCGUUCAGAUCACCGCAUCCAAGCCAAUACACAAGUGGGAAAUUCGAAAUGAGAAAAAGAGGGGAGGAAUUUUGUGUGUUGACAGCUUUGACAUUGUGGGUGAUGGGGUUAAAGAUGUGCUUGUUGGAAGAGAUGACGGAACGGUGGAAGUGUAUAGUUUUGAUAGUGCAAAUGAGCCUGUUCUACGCUUUGAUCAAGUGCUGUCUGAAAGUGUCACAUCUAUCCAGGGUGGUUGUGUAGGGAAAGAUGGCUAUGACGAAAUUGUACUAUCCACGUAUUCGGGCUGGGUGACGGGUCUGACGACAGAGCCUGUUCACCGGGAGAGUGGGCCAGGCGAAGAACUCAAACUUAAUCAGGAGAUGCAGAGUAAAAUUUCUUCUCUACGGAGCGAGCUGGAGCACCUGCAGUACAAGGUGCUCCAGGAGAGGGAGAAGGACCAGCAGGCUUCCCAGUCCAGCAAGGCGAGAUCAGCAGCACCUUCUUUCAGUAUCAACGACAAGUUUACAUUGAAUACAGAUGAUGCCAGCUACAGCCUCAUCUUAGAGGUGCAGACAGCGAUUGAUAACGUCUUAAUACAGAGCGAUGUUCCAAUAGAUCUACUGGAUGUGGACAAGAACUCGGCUGUAGUCAGCUUCAGCAGCUGUGAUUCCGAGUCCAGCGACAACUUUCUUCUCGCCACUUACCGGUGCCAAGCAAAUACCACGAGGCUGGAACUCAAGAUUCGCUCAAUUGAAGGCCAGUAUGGCACACUUCAGGCAUACGUGACUCCGAGAAUUCACCCCAAAACCUGUCAGGUCCGCCAGUAUCUCAUCAGGCCCCUGUCACUCCAUCAGAGAAGUCACUGUAUUGAUCAUGACAGACCCAUGAACACACUGACUCUGACAGGCCAGUUCAGUUUCGCCGAAGUGCACUCCUGGGUGGUGUUCUGCCUUCCCGAAGUUCCUGAGAAGCCUCCAGCAGGGGAAUGUGUGACCUUUCACUUCCAGAACACCUUCCUGGAUACACAGCUGGAGAGUACCUACAGAAAAGGAGAAGGAGUUUUCAAAUCUGACAACAUUUCUACUAUAUCCAUCUUAAAAGAUGUGCUCUCUAAAGAAGCUACAAAAAAGAAAAUUAACCUCAACAUAUCAUACGAGAUCAAUGAAGGGUCAGUCAAACACACUCUAGAGCUAAUCCAUCCAAAGCUCGAGUACCAGUUGCUUUUGGCUAAGAAAGUGCAGUUGAUUGAUGCUUUAAAAGAAUUGCAGGUCCAUGAAGGAAAUACAAAUUUUCUGAUACCAGAAUAUCGCUGUAUUCUAGAAGAGGCAGAUCAGCUGCAGGAAGAAUACAAAAAGCAACCCGCACAUCUUGAAAGACUCUAUGGCAUGAUCACGGAUCUUUUUAUAGACAAGUUCAAGUUCAAAGGCACCAAUGUGAAAACCAAAGUACCUCUUUUGCUGGAGAUUCUGGACAGUUAUGACCAAAACGCGUUGAUUGCUUUCUUUGAUGCUGCAUGAAAUAUAAACAAGGAGUUGAGAUCGAUUAGCAACUGAUUUCACUCCUGCUAGAUAGUGAACAUUGUGACUGGGCUCAGUUCGUGGAAUGCUUGCGUCGGCUCAGCGGCACGAGUUGUGGACGGGGAAGGAGCAGAGCUUGCACAGACAGGGUGGGGAGAUCUCCGGGUGACGUUCUGUAACCAGUAGAGCUGCUGAGUGUCCAUGUGAAUAGCAGGAACAGUGAUGACUUCUUAGAUUUUCCUGUACUAGCAUCAACUCCUUUCCUUUAUGUCAUGUGUGAAGGGAAAUAAAACUUUAAGGCUAUGGGAAUUUUGUUCAUUAAUUGUAAUUAAUAUGUAUUCAUAUUCGAGGGAAUAUUGUAUUUAAAGGUUGCUUUAAAAUGACAUAAAGAUUAUACUGGAAAGUAAGCUAUUUAUGUUUUUAAGAAAGGUACACUCAUGAAUUUGUCAGAAAACAAUCAUACUUCUUAAUUAUGUACAUUAUAUUGAUUAGUUAUG
Molecule: messenger RNA, 2718 nt
Organism: Molossus molossus (Pallas's mastiff bat)
Lineage: Eukaryota; Metazoa; Chordata; Mammalia; Chiroptera; Molossidae
Gene: BBS7
Product: Bardet-Biedl syndrome 7
Exons: 20
Coding region: 74-2221 (715 amino acids)
Biological process (GO): intracellular protein localization; intracellular transport; non-motile cilium assembly
Cellular component (GO): BBSome; ciliary basal body; axoneme
Molecular function (GO): protein binding
Source: RefSeq, a predicted model, not a curated record